Solea senegalensis (Senegalese sole) is the source of this 4086-nucleotide messenger RNA. RefSeq names its product BCAR3 adaptor protein, NSP family member (gene bcar3). The record is from RefSeq and is a predicted model, not a curated record. Gene Ontology annotation, molecular function: phosphotyrosine residue binding; guanyl-nucleotide exchange factor activity. Bases 54 to 3251 code for a protein of 1065 amino acids. Gene Ontology annotation, biological process: positive regulation of peptidyl-serine phosphorylation; small GTPase-mediated signal transduction. The transcript has 18 exons. NCBI's taxonomy places the organism in Eukaryota, Metazoa, Chordata, Actinopteri, Pleuronectiformes, Soleidae.
GAGUGCACACGCAUCUGCGUACAUGCCUGUGAGUGUGUAUAUGUGCCAUCACCAUGAAGCACCAGUCUAUCUCCCGAUGGCUGAGCCAGCUGGGACUGCCGCAGUACUGUGCAGCACUGGAGCAGGAGUACGAUGGUGUCGAGGACCUGCUCCACCUCUCAGAGUAUGACCUUCUAGACCUUGGAGUGCACAAUCACCUUCACCGCCUGCACCUCCUCACUUCUCUACGCCUCCUCCAGGAGCGGGAGAGGAGGAGAGAGUGGAGGAUGAUGGCAGAGGGGCGUUUUGCGAGUCUGCCCAGGUCCCUCCAUGCACAUCACAGCCUGGAAGGAGUCACUAGCCACACUGGAGUCCCCUCCCCGUCCCUUGGCGUUCCCAGCAGCACCACCUACUCCUCCCGGAGGCUCCAGGCUUCCCUCGCCACCUCCAUGGACCUCCACAGCCCCAGAACUGGUGUCCCUCCAGGACAGAGCAGCGGCGUCCCCGAGCUGUCCACCACGUCCUACCAUCAGAUCUCCAUUCACGGGACGAUGCCUCGACGCAAGAGGGGAGGCACCAAUCUCACUCAGGGACUGAACUACACCUGGGACCCCAGAGCCAAUCAGACCCAUCCAUCGGUGUGUGGAAAAAAGGAGCGAGCUCCUGGUCACAUCCAUCAACCUUUGACCUCUCCACUGGUCCAAAAUAUCAUCGAUGACUUCCAAGGUUUCAGCAGAGAGCCUGCCGCCGGCCUGGACGCCACCGUGGACUAUGUGAAGUUCUCCAGGGAUCACUUCAUCCUGGACUGUCCCUCCGAGAAACUUCGCAAAGAGCUGGAGGAGGAGCUGAAGAUGAACUGUGAGGAGCCCAGGAGCCAUGCGUGGUACCACGGAGCCAUUCCCAGACAGGUUGCAGAAAACCUGGUGCAGCGCGACGGAGACUUCUUAAUCCGUGACUCACUGUCCAUCCCGGGGAGUUACGUCCUGACCUGCCAGUGGCGAAACGCUGCCCAGCACUUUAAAAUCAACAAGAAGGUGGUGAUGCUGAAUGAAGCUUACUCCAGAGUGGAGUAUCGUCUGGAACGAGAGGGCUUCGACAGCGUCCCGGCACUUAUCAGAUACUACGUCGGCAACAGAAAACCUGUCUCACAGGUGGUGGGAGCCAUUAUCUUCCAGCCAAUCAACAGAAGCCUUCCGCUGCGCUGCUUGGAGGAGAAAUACGGAUUAUCCAGCACUCACAGGGAGGCACUGCUGGCGCAGGAGAGACGCAGUCAGAAGCGCCUCAGCCUCAACAUCACCAACGGACACGCGCACGACAACGCGCACGACGGCACGCACUGCCACGACAACUGCAUGAGCCGGAGCAGCCAGCUCAGGUUAAAGGAUCGAUGCGGCAGCCAACCAGCAAGUCUCAAUCAGGUCCAGGAGAGACGACGCCCACUCAAGGCGCACCAAUCAGAGAGCUUCUUACCUCUCGGAUCCAAACCCCAGGCUCAGCAGUCUCCCGACCCGCUACUCCCCAGCCCCAACCCCAAGUCUCCAGUGUUUCGGACGGGCAGUGAGCCGGUCCUGAGUCCCUCUGUCCCUCGGAGAUCAGCAGAGAUUCUGGCCGGUCAAGCGAUCCGAGGCUCCGACAGCCAGCUGUGCCCGAAACCACCACCCAAACCCAGCAAGGUGCCGCUGUCUCGACUGCCUCACUCCGCGUGUUUUCGGCCCCUGGUUCCUUCCUCCAUCACCUCCUCUACCUCCACCUCCACCUCCUCCUCCAACCACACACACGCGUCCUCCAGCGUCGCUGCGCCUUCCCUGGACUCACUCACAUGUGGGGAAACGCCUUCAGGGAGAAGGAGUGGAGGUCCUCCCGUCCCUCCACUGAAGCCCCUGAAGUUUCACCAUCAGCUCACGCCCGCAGACUCCCACUCCUCUGUGUUGUCUCCUCCUGAUCCGGCUCUGUAUCCCGACUCAGUGACACUAACGGGACGGACUGAGCGGCUGCAGCCGAGCCCUGCGGACCUGAGGUCCUGCAGCCCGCGGGAGUGGGAGGAGCCGAGCUUGCCGAACUCCAUCACGGACAACGAGCAUCAGCCACCGCUCUGCAGCUACGUGGAGCGGCUGAAAAGAGAAGGGGAGGGAGGGAGAAAGGUGAACGGAGGAGGGGAGGUGGAGGCGAGAGGACGGAGAGGGCUGGACAGAAGCUCCUACCAUCACGCCAUCGCAGCCUUAGAGAACACCAGUGAGGACGAGGAGGAGGAGGAGGAUGCAAGGAGGGUGAGGGAGGAGGAGGAGGAGGACGGGGACAAAGACAGGAGCAGUUUCCAGCGGCCGGUGGUGGAGACAGAGUCGGCGUUCAGACCGGCAGAGUUCGGAUCUCGACUCCUGCCUCCUGAAAACAAACCACUGGAGAUGGUGGUGCUGAAGAGAGCGAAGGAGCUGGUGCUCACUCACAAUCACCACAGCAUCGCCAAACACCUGCUGAUCGCAGACUGCCAGGUUGCGAGGAUACUGGGAGUGACUGCGGACCUCAAAGGUCAGAUGGGCGUGGCCUCCGGCCUGGAGCUGGUGACGCUGCCGCACGGUCGGCAGCUGAGGCUGGACCUCAUGGAAAGACACCACACCAUGGCGAUAGGCGUUGCCGUGGAUAUUCUGGGAUGCACUGGCAGCGUGGACGAGCGGGCGUCCACGUUAAACCGCAUCAUCCUGGUGGCGGUGGAGCUGAAGGACACGGUGGGCGACCUGUUCGCUUUCACCGCCCUGAUGAAAGCGCUGGACAUGCAGCAGAUCAGUCGUUUGGAAGAAACAUGGACGACUCUACGAAGGAACUACACACAGACGGCCAUCAGCUACGAGAAAAUACUCAAACCUUUCUACAAGAAUCUCUAUGAGGGCACAGCCUCGUCUCCUGCGGUGGUGUGCGUCCCACUUCUGCUGCCGCUCCUCACUCUGAUGGAGCGUCCGUCAAUCAUGUCUGAAGGGGCGGAGCUCUGGGAGACCAGCGACCAGGGCUGCGACAUCAUGCUGCGCCACCUGGAGUCUGCGCGGGACGUCGCACACAACGCUCAGAGCUACACGGCCAAUGCACAGAAGAUCUUACAAGGGUUUCAGGUGGACGACGACCUGCUGGAGGUGUUUAAAACCGACUUUCAGCUGCGGCUGCUGUGGGGAAGCCGCGGGGCGUCUGUCAACCAGUCGGAUCGCUACAACAAGUUCAACCUCAUCCUCACCGCGCUGUCACGGAAACUGGAGCCGCCGCCCAAAACGCAGACCUUAAUCUGACUUGAUCCGGGCAGCGGCGCAACGGCGACUCACUGUGGACUCAGUAAAACUGAGUUAAAACGACAGGAGGAGGUUGACGAGGAAAAGUGACUUAAGGAUUCAGCUGAGCAGCAACAUACACACACAGUGCACACUACACACGUCUAUGAACUCAACUCAGACUUUUUCAAAUGCACCAUUCCACCUGUGGCACACUGUAGCCGCCAUCACAAAAGUACUUUUCACUUUUUUUUAACAAAACAAAACAAAAACAAAAGAAAAUUGUCUGAUUUGACUUGUACAAAGGGUUUAAAGAGUCUCAUUUCGCUGCAAACAGCCGUCGACACAGAUGUGAUUUAGUGUGUCUCACACUAAAGGUACUUUUUUAUUGAAAGGCCCAAUGUGUAACAUUUAGCACAGGGUUAUUGGCAGAAGUUGAAUAUUAUACUGUGUAUAUGUAUAUUUAUUGAAGUGUAUGGUUGAUUCAAAUUUAAAAUGAUUUGGCUUUACGGCCUCAGCCUGUAAGGAGAAAUCAGCCUCUGUUCUUUUUGCCUUUUCGUAGCUGAACCUCUCCACGCAUCCUCUCUGGUAUGUGAAGGCCACCGUUUCCUCGACGCGCAUGGGAAAGGGAGGCGUCGUCAUAUUUUGGCGUGUUUCUACUGACUCGAAUCGCCACGGCACAGUUAACUAGCGUCUCCACUAGCAUAGUACCUGGAGGCGAUACUGAUUGGUCAGAGUGCCGUCACAGGAAGAGAUGUCCAACACAGGAAUCAAGCAGAAACUGUAGAGCAGUUAAAAAGACGCAACAAUCCUAAAAAAACGUGGGUUAAUCUCCGACAAUUACCAGUGAAAUGUC